Molecule: messenger RNA, 1340 nt
Organism: Chionomys nivalis (European snow vole)
Lineage: Eukaryota; Metazoa; Chordata; Mammalia; Rodentia; Cricetidae
Gene: Rpp25
Product: ribonuclease P and MRP subunit p25
Exons: 1
Coding region: 170-769 (199 amino acids)
Biological process (GO): tRNA 5'-leader removal
Cellular component (GO): ribonuclease MRP complex
Molecular function (GO): RNA binding
Source: RefSeq, a predicted model, not a curated record
GGGCGCAGAGUAGAGCUGCACCACCCAGUAGAAGUCUGGGCUGAACAGCUUCCAUUUGGUGCCGACAUCCCAACCUCUGUCGGCCGUCGCCCGGCGCGACCCGCGGCCAUGCAGCCCCGGGCUUAAGGCGACCCCAUGGCAAAACCUGCGAUCCCAGCGACGACGGCCCAUGGAGAACUUCCGUAAGGUGCGCUCGGAGGAGGCGCCGGCGGGGGACGGUGAUGAGGGUGGCAGCCCGAGCUCGGGCCCUUUCGCAGAUCUGGCGCCUGGUGCUGUACACAUGCGGGUCAAAGAGGGCAGCAAGAUCCGCAACCUACUGGCCUUCGCCACCGCCAGCAUGGCGCAGCCAGCCACGCGCGCCAUCGUCUUCAGCGGCUGCGGCCGGGCCACCACCAAAACCGUCACGUGCGCAGAGAUCCUCAAGCGCCGCCUGGCGGGCUUACACCAGGUCACGCGGCUGCGCUACCGGAGCGUACGCGAGGUGUGGCAGAGCCUCCCGCCUGGGCCCACGCGGGGUCAGACGCCUGACGAUCCGGCCGCCAGUCUCAGUGUACUUAAGAAUGUGCCGAGCCUGGCCAUCCUACUUUCCAAGGACGCACUGGAUCCACUACAACUUGGCUACCAGCCUCCGAACCUCAAUCCAGGUCCUUCGUCCCCUCCUACGGUGUCGACGUCCAAGAGGAGCCUGGGGGAGUCGGCUGCUGGAGAAAGCACCGCUAAGCGGUCUCAGCCUGAGCCAGGGACUGAGAAUGAGGACCCGACUGCCUGAAAACUCCCGGCUCUGAGCCACCAAGACCUGCUGGAUCUUAUAUUCUCAACACUCCUACAUCCACAUGCACCAUUCACACCUGGGUUUUAAGGGGUCCGUGUUCCUAGAAGAUUGACAGCACUGAUCCUAAGGCAACCGGAAAUGGAGCUCAGGAAUGGCAAGAGGAUCCCUGAAGUUCGAGGAAACUUUGUGGGGCGUGUUACCAGAAGCCACAGAACUCCACCCCCACUUUUUGUAGGCCAUAUUAGGAUCUUUUUCGAGGGAAGUAUGGUGGAUAGUGAGACUCUUGAGCCUUCUUGGGAACCUAGGCUUUAAAAGCACCCAGUUUGCAUGAAGACUGAGGGUUGAGAAUCUUGAAGUCAUCCUUGCUGUUGACUGAGGGCAGAAGCUGUGAAGCAGAUUCCUUGAGGGUGGCCAAGCUGAAAAUGUUGGGACCCUAUUCUGCCCAACCACCCCACCCCCCGGCAAUUCCCCUUUUUAGCUUUCCUUCCUCUUAGCAUCCCCCCUUUUGCAUGGUGGCAGAGAGGAGACCCAGGACAAAACUUUCCAUUGCCUCCUCCCCUGAGUCCUG